Molecule: messenger RNA, 1091 nt
Organism: Prorocentrum cordatum
Lineage: Eukaryota; Dinophyceae; Prorocentrales; Prorocentraceae
Source: the annotation of a GenBank genome assembly
AGGGGCGGGGGGGCGGCGACCGCGGCGCGCGCCCGCGGGCGCCUUCGGCCGCCCGAAGGCCCUGCCAGGGCCCCGCCGUGGGGGCGCCCCUCUCGCCGCCCGAUUGGCGGCCGAGUGCGGCCCCGCCGCCCCGGCGCGCGGCCAUGGCGGAGGAGAAGAACCCGCUCUCGGAGGCGUCGAUGCAGGUGCGCGAGUGCCUCGACCUGCUGACCCUCCAGGACCGCGUGAAGCGCCUCGAGCAGGAGAAGAAGGACCGGGGAACUGAGAGUGAAUAACUCCAUCUUGCAGACGCAGUACCAGUCCCAAUGCGAUACGCAGGUGGAGAUGCUCAGGAGACGAUGCACGCCAACCUCGACGAGAACUACAACAAGAUCGAGGAGUCGGAGGCGAUGAUCAUGCAGCUGGAGCAGAAGCUCGAGGACCAGGAGCAGGCGUUCAAGGACAGGCUGGAGGAGGAGCGCGCACAGUGGGAGCGCCAGAUGGACGGGCUCCGGAGGCAGAAGGACGACCUGGAGGAGAAGCUGGAGAAGGUCGCCGACUUCCGCAAGAACAAGGAGAACAUGGAGACCGAGCUCGAGAGCCUGAAGAACAAGCUCCGGGAUCAAGCCGAGGAGGCACCGAAGCGCGGUCAGCGCCUUCGACCGCCAGAAGGCCAUAGACAUCGACCAGCUCAAGAAAGACAUGCAGCGAACGGUGAAGGAGACGAGGGAGAUGCUGAAGGCGCGCACGAAGGACCAACUCGACCAGACUACCAAGCGCACCAUCAUGGAGAACGAAUGAACACGGAGCUCGCCUUCCAGAGCCGCGAGACGGAGCGCCUGCUCGAGAGGAACAAGUCCUUGCUGGAGGAGAACGCGCAGCUCAGGCGAAAUCUUCACAUCCACAAGGACCUGGAGAAUGAGCUGGCCCGGCGCACGCACGUCUACCAGAAGCUCAUCAAGAAGAUGGACCAGAAGCAGAAGGCCGAGGCGGCCUCGCGAGAACAGUCCCGGGAGUACCGCAUCAUGAGCAACGGCCCGGAGGACAGACCCUGCAGCGAGAGGGGCGAGUGGAAGGUGCAGCAAGAAUUCGUCAAAGACGGCAGUGCAUAA